Messenger RNA from Sycon ciliatum, 4059 nucleotides. RefSeq lists its product as uncharacterized. Lineage: Eukaryota; Metazoa; Porifera; Calcarea; Leucosolenida; Sycettidae. Gene Ontology annotation, biological process: proteolysis; DNA integration. Gene Ontology annotation, molecular function: nucleic acid binding; aspartic-type endopeptidase activity. The record is from RefSeq and is a predicted model, not a curated record. The transcript has a single exon. The coding region runs from base 1 to 4059 and encodes 1352 amino acids.
AUGACCAUUCAGACGACAGUCCACGGAAACAGUACGGCAGCACAAGCCACAGCACUGUUGGACUCGGGUUCGUCAGCCAGCUAUGUCACUGGGGGUCUUGUUCGAAGUCUCGGCAUCACGACAGAGAAGUGUCGCAUGGAGACGACGGUGCUCGGAGGCAGCUCUAUCGUCGGGGAAACGGAAAAGGCCAGCCUUGUUAUCGCCAGCCUGGACGGUUCCUACGAAGGCAAGCUGGAGGCAUGGGUGCUACCCACAAUCACUGCAGCCGUGCCACCCGUCGAGUGGGAGCAGCAGAAGGCGAGCUGGAGCCACCUGCAGAGCUUGCCACCGAUGGUGGAUCCCAGCACUGCCGUCGACUUGUUGAUCGGAUUAGACGCGGCAGAGAUGCAUGCGUCUCUUGAGGAGCGUGCGUGCCCCACGGAGGGAGGCCCGACAGCCCGGAAGACGCGCCUCGGUUGGGUACUGUUUGGCCCAAAUGCUGUCAACAAGUCUAGCAAUGGCAGCACUACUCUACUCGGCGUCUCUCAAAGCUCCGGAGCUGAGGAGGAGCUGGAUGAGCUAGUGAAGAAGUUCUGGAGUCUGGAGGCUGUGGGAAUGCAGCCACAUCCGCCUACACCCGCAAUGACUCCAGACGAGAAGGCAGCGGACGACCUCACAGCGGCAACAUUGAGCCAUGACGGUGAGCGUUUCCAGAUCGGCAUACCGUGGCACGGCGGUGGACCUGGACCAGAGGUUCGGAGCAAUUUCGAACUGGCAAAUGGCCGGCUGACCAGCCUCAUGCGGAUGCUGGAGAGGAAGCCAGACGUCAAGCUACGGUAUGCGGCAGUCUUGGAGGAUUAUCUUAGCAAAGGCUACAUCAGACUUCUGGAAGACGUGCCGUCUGUCAGCGCCAACCAGAACUACCUUCCGCACUUCGCCGUUGUUAGAGAAGACAAGGCAACUACCAAAGUGAGAAUCGUCUUCGACGGAGCGGCUAGAAACGGGACCCAUCCCAGCAUCAACGAGCUGAUGUACGCUGGGCCGAAGUUGCAGAAUAACAUGGUCCAUGUUCUGCUCCAGUUCUGCAAGGAUGCCGUGGCUCUUGCGGCAGACAUCUCGGAGAUGUUCUUGCAGGUCAGGCUGAGACCUGAAGACAGGUGCUAUCAUCGAUUUCUGUGGGAGAAGGACGGCAACCUCGUAGCGUUCGAGUUCCUGAGGCUCGUAUUCGGCAUCAAAGCCUCGCCAUACCUGGCAGGACGCGCACUGCUUGAAACAGCGAAUAGGUUUGCUGACACAACGUCCAAGGAAGCCGUGAGAAGUGUGGCAGACAACUUCUAUGUCGACGACCUCUUGAAGUCCUGCAAGUCUGACGAAAAGGCGAUUCAGUUGCGAGCUGAUAUGCAGGCGCUUCUGCUUCAAGGAGGAUUCCACAUUCGGAAGUGGAACAGCAGCUCGUCAGUCGUCAUCCAAACUGUUCCUGAAGCCGACCGAGCUGCAAACACCGAACUUGCCAUCACCGAUCGUGAGGCAGGAGCGGAGCCAACCCAGAAGACUCUCGGCGUGUCAUGGUCGUGCCAGACGGAUUGCUUCACCUUCCACUAUGCUGAACCCAAGGAGUUUGAGUUCACGCGUCGCGGUGUGUUGUCGCAGAUGUGCCGGCUCUUCGAUCCUCGUGGGCAGCUGGCUCCUUUUACGGUACGGGCUCGUGUACUGUUCCAAGAGGCCUGCAUCCGGGACACAGGCUGGGAUGAGCACAUGGAAGAUGAGUUGACAGCAAAGUGGCAGCGCUGGUUUGCCGAGCUCCCGGAGUUGGCCAAGAUCACCAUUCCACGCUGCUUCAAGGAUCCGUCAUCAGAUGAGCCGUUGUCACUGCACAUAUUCACGGAUGCGUCCGACUCGGCGUAUGUGGCGGUGGUCUACACGCGCCAAGAGCUGUCAAAUGGAUUGGCAAGAGUGUCCCUGGCCAUGGCAAAAGCUCGUCCGUCACCCAUUAGGAAGAAGACGAUUCCCAUGUUAGAACUUCGGGGUGCUGUGCUUGGAGCUCGACUAGCUGGUGAGGUAGCUACGGCACUUGACGUUCCUGUGGAACGGCGGCAUUAUUGGACAGACUCUAUGAACGUCCUUUAUUGGAUCAGAUCAUCAAGCAGGAAGUUCAAGAUAGAGGUCGCGAACCGAGUUGCGCAGAUCCAGGAGGAGUCGUCACCAAGCCAAUGGCAGCAUGUACCGGGCAAACUGAACCCUGCCGACCUUCCGUCUCGUGGAGCGUCCGCCAAGCAGCUGUCUGAAGAACAGGGGUGGUGGACAGGACCGGCAUUCUUGAGGACGUCUGAAGUAGACUGGCCGAAGAGACAGAUCAUUGUUCCUGGCGAGCUACCAGGACAGCUGAAGCGCGCGACUUGUCUCACUGCUAACACCACAGCAUCGCCGAGGCUCCAUCCUGACAACUACUCCAACUGGACGCGUCUGAAGAGAGUCUCAGCCUGGGGUAGACGGUUUGUGCGUUGUGCUAGUAGAGGCAAGCACUGUGCGCAGGAGUCCUCAACAUCGGCACAAUCAGCAGCAUGCGACGGUACGUUGGUCUCCCUCCAUUAUCGGCGAACCAAGGAUUCACCGAAGGUGUCCGUUCAGCCGCUCACCGUGUCAGAGCUUCAGGAAGCGGAGCAUUGUUGGAUUCGCUAUGCGCAGAGGGAAGCCUUCUCCGAGUCCUACGAUGCCUUGCGUCAUGGCAGAGAGAUCAGCACUGGUGCCCUCGUGAAGCUGAAGCCGUACCUCGAUGCACAGAGCGAUAUGAUGAAGGUUGGUGGACGUCUGAGUACAGCCCAUCACCUUCCAACGAGCGUUCAGAGUCCAGUCAUUCUACCGUCAAAGCACCGCGUCACGCAGCUGAUCGUCAGUGACGAAGAUGACCGAUGCGGCCAUGUUGUGGGCCUCAAUCACAUUCUGUCUAACUUGUCUGUCAAGUAUUGGAUUGUCAAGGGCCAGUCAGCCGUGAAGCGUCAUCGGAAUGAUUGUGUGCGGUGUAAGCGCACAUGGGCCAAGGCUGCGCAUCCAAUCAUGGGCCAGCUACCAGACUUCCGCACAAGCGGACCUCUUCAACCAUUUGCAAAGGUUGGAGUGGAUUACUGCGGCCCGUUCUACACAAAGCAAGGCCGUGGACGACCGCAGGUGAAACGCUGGGUUUGUGUGUUUACCUGCCUGCAAGUUAGAGCCUGUCAUCUCGAGAUGGCAACGUCAUUGGACACCGAUGGCUUCCUGAUGGCAUUCGACCGAUUUGUGAAGCGCCGAGGUGUACCAAUGGAAGUGGUUUCGGACAACGGGACGAAUUUCGUGGCUGCGGAGAGGCUAAUGAGGGAGGCGGUUGUUGCCCUGGACAACAGCAAGAUUGAAUCGAAUCUGGCUGAUCGCGGAGCGACUUGGCGCUUCAACCCGCCAGCAUCUCCGCAUUUCGGUGGUGUGUUCGAAGCGAUUGUCAAGUCGGUGAAGAGAGCCCUGCAGAACGUGUUGCAACGUGCCGACAUUACCGAUGAGGAACUCAUGACAGCGCUAGUUCACGCCGAAGCAUUCCUCAACUCCCGACCCUUGUCCACGGUGUCAUCAGAUCCCACCGACUUACGGCCAUUGACUCCUUUGAGCUUCCUUAUCGGCCACAUGGAUGUGAGGACAGCUAUGGAAGAGAAUGCCGAUCGUCAGGAGGUGGUCAACCCGCGGCGUCGCUGGCUUUACGUUCAACGGCUGGUAUUGGAAGUGUGGCGAAGAUGGUUGAAGGAGCUCGUGCCGCGGCUGAAUGUACGCGCGAAGUGGCGUGGCGACAAGCGCACGGUGGAAGUUGGCGACGUGCUGCUCGUUGUGAAGAAAGAUACGCCUAGAGGAAAGUGGCCUCUUGGCCGCGUGAGUGAAGUCUUCCCGGGUCCGGACGGCGUAGUGCGAGUCGUGGAUGUCGUGAUCCAGGGGAAGACUUACCGACGCGCGGUGCACAACCUCAUACCACUGGAAGUUACAGAUGAUGAGCAAGCAGUUACACCGGCCAGUGUACCCGCCACCAGCUCUAAAGGUGUCGAUGAAGUGUCUGCCGUAGUAUGA